UCAUGCCACGACAUCAACGACCAAACUGCACCAAACCACGCACCACUCUCAACUGCUCUCUACAGCUGCUCUCAUAGACUAGACACAAAGGCAAUGGCGAUAGAGGAUGUGUCGCUCGCUGGGUCAGAACCAGAACUCGUCAUGGACGACGAGAGUGACCCAGAAGAGGUCGAUAUUUCAACAGUCGACACAGACAUCCAUCUUCGACAGCGCGCACCCUUGUAUGGCCCUCCUCGGCCGCCGCAUAUGCAACAAGCUCCUGCAGACUUUGGCAGUAUGCCUAUGGGAGACCCUUUUGCGAUCUUGCAGCAGAUGGGUAUGGGACAGGGAGGUGCAGGUGGCGAUCCAUUUGGUUUCGGCGGUGGUCAAGGCUUCCCUCAGUCACCGGCAGGCAUGUCUUCACAUCAACAGCAACAGCAAAAGCAGCAAACUGAAGCAGCGCAAAAGACCGCACGGACCAACAAGCUCUGGCAAGUUUUGCAUCUAAGCGCCAUUGCUGUCCUCAUCAUCUUCUUGCGUCGCGAAAGCAUUCCCAGCUAUGGCUUGCGUGCUCCAAGCAAAAUCGGCGGCCAAGCUGAGCCUAUCUUUUGGUACUUUGCCACCAUUGAGCUCGUCCUGCAAACGCUUCGCUUCUUUAUUGGCGGGGCACAAGUUCAGGGCAGUAUGAUUGCCACGAUUGGUGCUAUGCUCCCACCCCCAUACAACGUCUACGCCAUGGUACUCGCACGCUACAGUCUCAUCCUAACGACCCUUCGCGAUGAUGCCUGUGCACUGCUGCUCGGACUCGCGGUCCGUGCUUGGCUUGGCAUAUGAUGCUCCACACCUUACAGUAUACCUUUGCUACUUUGCAUCAAAUCGCCUGUGUCGACCCUUCAACAGCAAAUAUUUAUUCUAUUCUAUUCUAUGGCAGCUGCAGUCUUGGUCGUCUUGGCCAUCAUCCUGGCCCUCUUUGUAACGCGCGAGUUUGCUCUUGCACAGCGGGCAGCGCUGCAAGGGAAACACCAACCCCACAAGGCAUUCGUCAGUCGACGUGUACCGCUUACACCA
Protomyces lactucae-debilis is the source of this 1047-nucleotide messenger RNA. RefSeq lists its product as uncharacterized. The coding region runs from base 94 to 813 and encodes 239 amino acids. NCBI's taxonomy places the organism in Eukaryota, Fungi, Ascomycota, Taphrinomycetes, Taphrinales, Protomycetaceae. The record is from RefSeq and is a predicted model, not a curated record. The transcript has a single exon. Gene Ontology annotation, biological process: retrograde vesicle-mediated transport, Golgi to endoplasmic reticulum.